GUGAAGAGCGCCGAUGGCUCUACAGACCGAUGCGCGCGUUUAGGAUGACAACACAGAGGUGAACUGAAGCGCGUGAACACAUCAAUAAAACAUAAAUUAGGCCACAAACGCUCUGUGAUCAACUUAAGAAAAUUCAACUUUGUCAUUUCUGAAAAAACCCGAGGAUCAAAAUGACAGCAACAGCUAAUACCGGAGAUAAAAUCACUGCGUCGCUAAACGACUUAAUGCGCGCGCUCCCGCCAAACAUCUACUUUCUGGAUGAGAUUCAGAUCCCCCCAUCACUGCCGACAGGCUUCUCUGAUGUAGAAGGGGGCGUCUGUUCUGAUCAGUUCAGUGAGGCGUCGGGAGGUGGCUUGAGCACUGACGGUUUCGGCGUGGAGAAACGGGGCCUUGAGCUAGCCGAGUCGAGCAAGUUCUCCCCGCACAGUGCGCCUCUUGCCUACUCAGGGAAAAUUUCCAUUGACGCGCAAGGAGGUUGGAAUCAAGAGGGAAUAAUCAACUUCAGUGUCAGUGCCGGGGUACAAGGCAGGGCAACAUCACCAGGAUCCUUCUCCACAGGCUCUCCCGGUCCCACAGAUCUCACUUCAGGCUGCUCCAAAACAGGCCAAACUCUUCCCAACAUGGAGCAUAUGUACACAAGUCCUCCCCCUUACACCUGCAGUGCUGAUGCAUACCAGGACCCCUCAGCCUAUCACCCUACCAGCUCAUGUCCCAUAACAUACGCCACUCCGUCCUACUCCGCUCCCAAGUCUACCAUAGACGGAGCGAUGUUCUCCAUCAUUCCCGACUAUGGGGGUUUCUAUCAGACCAGCAACAGCCAAAGGGACAUGACUAUGUUUCAGGACAUAAAACCUUUUUCGUGCUCUUUGGAGUCUAUUAGAGUCCCUCCACCUCUCACUCCCUUGAACACGAUAAGAAAUUUUACUCUGGCGUGUCCAGUAGACGGGUCAAGGCCACCCAUAGACACCAAUCCACAAAAUGUCCCACUCAGGCCGAUACUGCGGCCACGAAAAUACCCGAACCGACCGUGCAAGACGCCGGUGCAUGAGCGACCGUACCCCUGUCCGGCUGAGGGAUGCGACCGGAGAUUCUCUCGCUCGGAUGAGCUCACGCGACACGUGCGUAUCCACACCGGGCACCGGCCGUUCCAGUGCCGGAUCUGCAUGCGCAGCUUCAGCCGGAGCGACCACCUCACGACCCACAUACGCACACACACGGGUGAAAAGCCUUUCUCUUGUGACUUCUGCGGCAGAAAGUUCGCAAGGAGCGACGAAAGAAGGAGGCACACAAAAAUCCACCAGAGACAGAAGGAUAAAAAAGCGUCUGUGCCUCCUCAUAACUCGAACACCGAUGGGACACUGAUGUGAGCACCGGCAAAGGUUCUGAGUGCUGUUAGGGGCCGUUCACACCGAACACGUUGCACUAAAAACAGCUAGAUGCAGUGCAACGAACAGAACACAGGUGUCUCUUUUUAAAGUGAUAGUUCACCCAAAAAGGAAAAUUCUCUCAUCAUUUACUCACCCUCUUGUCAUCCGAGAUGUGCAUGACUUUCUUCUGCUGAACACAAAUUAUGAUUUUUAGAAGAACAUUACAGCUCUGUAGGUCCAUACAAUGCAAGUGAAUGGUGGCCAGAACUUUGAAGGUCCAAAAAGCACAUAAAUCCAGCAUAAAAGUAAUCCAUAUGACUUCAGUGGUUAAAUCCAUGUUUUCAAAAGUGAUAUGAUAAGUGUGGUUGAGAAACAGAUCAAUAUUUAAGUCCUAUUUUACCUAUAAAUUCCCACUUUCACUUUCCUCUUCUGUUGUUUUUGGGCGAUUCACAUUCUUCGUGCAUAUUGCCACCUACUGGGCAGGGAGGAGAAGUAAAAUAAAAAAAAUUAAAAAAGGACUUAAAUAUUGAUCUGUUUCUCACCCAUAUCACCUCAGAAGAUAUGGAUUUACCCACUGGAGUUGUACGGAUUACUUUUAUGCUGCCUUUAUGUGUUUUUUGGAGCUUUAAAGUUCUGACAACCAUUCACUUGUAUUGAAUGGACAAACAGAGCUGAGAUAAACUUUUAAAAAUCUUUGUUUGUGCUCAGCAGAAGAAAGUCACACCUCUGGGAUGGUAUGAGGGUGAGUACAUGAUAAAAUUAAUUUAUUUUCAGGUGAACUAUUCCUUUAACAGCUGAAGCUCAUCUUAACUAGACAUGGCGUCUCAAAACUGAACGCGAGACACUAGCGCAUGUUUACAUAAAAAUAAAAUAAAAAUAAAAAAAUAAAUAAAUCAUUGAAAACCACGACGUAAAAAAAAAGUGUUCAGUGUGAACGCCCCCUACGUGGCCCAAUAUCAACGUGGAACAGUCGUCUUACAGUUAUUUGAAGCUUGUAAACUGUUGAAUGUGAUUUGUUGUAGUAUUUGUCCAAACAAAAAUAAA
Molecule: messenger RNA, 2411 nt
Organism: Myxocyprinus asiaticus (Chinese sucker)
Lineage: Eukaryota; Metazoa; Chordata; Actinopteri; Cypriniformes; Catostomidae
Gene: egr2a
Product: early growth response 2a
Exons: 2
Coding region: 171-1367 (398 amino acids)
Biological process (GO): regulation of transcription by RNA polymerase II
Molecular function (GO): DNA-binding transcription factor activity, RNA polymerase II-specific; RNA polymerase II cis-regulatory region sequence-specific DNA binding
Source: RefSeq, a predicted model, not a curated record